CUUCGCGAUUUCUUUUUCCAUAAAGUGUCCCAUCCAUCCAUCAAAAUCGACGACCCAAAAUAUCAACCUUACGGAGCCUUCGAGUGGGCUCUUCCCUCCAAGCCGAAUUGGACUGAACCGCUUGGGCAGAAGCUUUGCAUCUUGGAUCUGGACAGUCGGCCGCUGGACUCCGACGGUCACAUUUUCGGCCCCAAUCCGAUCAAUUGGACCCAUGCUGAGUCUAUCCAUGGUCCGUCCCUGGGAAUUCUCCAGCAUUGGGUGUAUGCCAAGAUCCAUGGCUACGCCUACUACUUUGUCCGGACGGGCGAAUUUGAGGACCGUCGGGCUUCAUGGAAAAAGCCCACCAUUAUCGACCGCGUGCUCCAGAAGCAUCGCGUCUGCGUCUUCGUGGACUCUGACGCCAUCUUCAACCACCUAGACUUGCCUUUCGAAUGGCUCCUGAACUACUGGGACAUUCGGGAUACCGACUCCGUGUCCCUCGCCAUUGACCCCGACCUUCCGCAUAAUAAGGACGAGAAGGGCAAGCUCUACCUGAACACGGGAUUUAUUAUCGCCCAAAAUCAGUCGACCACCUUCAGCAUCAUGCACGACUGGGCCUCUUGUGUCGAUGGCGACAAGUACCCCAACUGCACCGAGUAUCGUACCAAGUCGUAUGGACAUCCCUCCGAUCAAGGCGGCUUUGGCAACUACGUGCGCUACGACUACGAGGACAACAUCAAGGAGCUACCUUGCGCCGAAGCCAACGGCUUUGCCGAGCAUGGCUCGGAGUGUCUUGGUACCUUUAUCAAGCAUUUAUGGACGGGGAAGCGCGAUCUGAUCAAGAUUGCUGUUGGCCAGCAAAUCCCCGGCGAUUUUCUGCGGAUUUUACAUGAGCAAAUGCUCAAGGAGAAGGACAAGUUCUUCGUGACCGAGGAAGAACUAUUAGGUAGAUGA
This is a messenger RNA of Sodiomyces alkalinus F11, 933 nucleotides long. RefSeq lists its product as hypothetical. The transcript has 2 exons. Lineage: Eukaryota; Fungi; Ascomycota; Sordariomycetes; Glomerellales; Plectosphaerellaceae. The annotation marks the transcript as partial. Gene Ontology annotation, cellular component: Golgi membrane. The record is from RefSeq and is a predicted model, not a curated record. Gene Ontology annotation, biological process: protein N-linked glycosylation. Gene Ontology annotation, molecular function: glycosyltransferase activity.